Molecule: messenger RNA, 804 nt
Organism: Miniopterus natalensis
Lineage: Eukaryota; Metazoa; Chordata; Mammalia; Chiroptera; Miniopteridae
Source: RefSeq, a predicted model, not a curated record
AUGGAUCUGCCCGGGAACCUAACCACCUUCCUGUCCACCCCCCCACCUCUGGAGACCAACCUGAGCCUGAGCACGGAAGAGCCGCGCCCCAGCCCCUUCCGCCUCUCAGCCUUGGGCGUGCUCCUGCUGAUCCUGCUGGGCUGCCUGGUGGCGGCGACCUUCUCCUGGAACAUCCUGGUCCUGGCGACCAUCGCCCGCGUGCGCACCUUCCACCGCGUCCCCCACAACCUGGUGGCGUCCAUGGCCGUGUCGGACGCGCUGGUUGCCGCGCUGGUCAUGCCGCUGAGCCUGGUGCACGAGCUGUCCGGGCGCCGCUGGCGUCUGGGGCGCUGGCCGUGCCAGCUGUGGGUGACGUGCGACGUGCUGUGCUGCACCGCCAGCAUCUGGAGCGUGAUGGGCAUCGCGCUGGACCGCUAUUGGUCCACCACGCGCCACCUGGAGUACACGCCGCGCGCGCGCCGCCGCGCGGCCAACGGGCUGAUCAGGCCCCCGGCCCAGGAGCCCCGGACGCCGGCCCCGGGCGGUGGAGGCAAGGCCAGCUUCCAGGCCGAGGGCGACACGUGGCGGGAGCAGAAGGCCGCGGUGAUGGUGGGCAUCCUCAUCGGCGUGUUUGUCGUCUGCUGGGUCCCCUUCUUCGUCACGGAGCUCGUGGGCCCCCUGUGCUCCUGCGACCCCCCGGCCACCUGGAAGAGCGUCUUCCUUUGGCUCGGCUACUCCAACUCCUUCCUGAACCCCCUGAUCUACACGGCUUUCAACAAGAGCUACAAGGACGCCAUCAAGGGCCUCAUCCUCAAGCACCACUGA